CAUAUAAUCAUUCAGUUAUACUUAAAAUAGCCAAACCAAAAUGCGUGCGGUUCUGGUUUUCGGGUUGGCGCUGGUCGCCUCUGCUUCAGCGUUUGUGGGCAUACCUAAAUCCUAUCACGAUGAAAUCGGAAUCCCCGAGGCACGCAGGAUCAAGGCGUAUGAAGACAGUCAGAUGACCAACCCGCAGGCGAAUCCUGUUUCUGGAAUUCUGGCUGACAGGAUCGUAGGAGGCGUCAGCGCUCCAGCGCGUGCGCACCCCUACUUGGGUGGCUUGGUCGUCAGCCUGGUGAAUGUCCCUAAUGAGUCGGUGUGCGGUUCAUCGUUGGUGUCGCCCAACCGGCUGGUCACCGCUGCGCACUGCUGGUUUGACGGCACGCGUCAUGCAUGGCAGUUCGUCGUAGUCCUCGGAUCCCAGUUCCUCUUCCGAGACGGAUUUCGUAUCCGCACCAGCACUGUGGUUAUGCACCCACAGUAUGUUCCCAGAAGUUUGUUCAACGAUAUCGCGAUGAUCUACUUGCCGCACAAUGUGCCUUUAUCCCAUGCUAUUCAACCUAUCAGCCUCCCUGGUGUUUGGGAAUUGUCGAACGAGUUCGUCGGAUCGAUUGCUGUCGCGGCAGGAUACGGCAGGACAAACGACCAUCAAGUGGGAGUAAGUCUUGACACGUCAGUGCGCCACGUGAACUUGCAAGUGAUCAGCAUAGCGGAGUGCCGGAGGACAUACCAGACUAGCGUUAUCGAUAGCACCCUCUGUACCAGCGGUCAGGGAGGAGUAGGUGUCUGCGGCGGUGACUCUGGUGGACCUCUUGUGCUCAACCUUUGGGGACGUUUGAUCUUAAUCGGAGUUACCUCCUUCGCAGCUCAAAUAAAUGGAGUGCAAGUCUGCCAACGUGGGUUCCCUUCAGGAUUCGCUCGCGUCACCAGCUUCCACAACUUUAUCACCCAACAUAUGUGAGGAGUAGCUGUACUUUCUUCUGACUUUACUGACAAACAUGUUACGCUAACCCACCAAGAAAAUGUAUUGAUUGUCAUCAAUAAAUUAGUACUUCUAAAAA
Messenger RNA from Manduca sexta (tobacco hornworm), 1052 nucleotides. RefSeq names its product brachyurin. NCBI's taxonomy places the organism in Eukaryota, Metazoa, Arthropoda, Insecta, Lepidoptera, Sphingidae. The transcript has 5 exons. Gene Ontology annotation, biological process: proteolysis. Gene Ontology annotation, molecular function: serine-type endopeptidase activity. Bases 41 to 952 code for a protein of 303 amino acids. The record is from RefSeq and is a predicted model, not a curated record.